Molecule: messenger RNA, 369 nt
Organism: Lactuca saligna
Lineage: Eukaryota; Viridiplantae; Streptophyta; Magnoliopsida; Asterales; Asteraceae
Source: the annotation of a GenBank genome assembly
AUGGAUAGGAUGUUUGAUGAAUUUGCAAAUCUCUGGAUGAAAAUGAAGAUUCAAGUUAAAACCAAAGAAGAGCUUGAUUCAAAACAGUACAUAUUCAGACCUCGUGCUUUUGACAUUAAAGAUGUCAUUGAAAUGGACGUAUCUACCCUCGAAAGUUCGAUUGCCAAUGAAGCUUUCUCAGAGUGGAAGGAGUUGGCUUCAGAGGAAGUAUCUGUUGAAAGUGAAAAGCAACUUAUUAGAUCAUUGGUGGGUGAUGAUGACCCAAUCCCAGAUGUGAGGAAGCCUGCCAAGCGACAGUCUGGUAAAGAGGGGAAUAUUCUUGUUGAAGACAUAGUGAAAUUGGGCAGUCGAGCAGAGGAUGCUGGCUGA